This is a messenger RNA of Lachancea lanzarotensis, 618 nucleotides long. It is a transcript of the gene PUP3, whose product is annotated as LALA0S01e06876g1_1. Bases 1 to 618 code for a protein of 205 amino acids. The record is from RefSeq and is a predicted model, not a curated record. Gene Ontology annotation, cellular component: proteasome core complex, beta-subunit complex; proteasome core complex. Gene Ontology annotation, biological process: proteasome-mediated ubiquitin-dependent protein catabolic process. The transcript has 2 exons. NCBI's taxonomy places the organism in Eukaryota, Fungi, Ascomycota, Saccharomycetes, Saccharomycetales, Saccharomycetaceae.
AUGUCUGAUCCAAGCUCCAUCAAUGGUGGUAUUGUCGUGGCCAUGACAGGCAAAGACUGUGUUGCUAUCGCAUGCGACCUUCGACUGGGAAGCCAGUCGCUAGGUGUGGCCAACAAUUUCGAGAAGAUAUUUCACUAUGGUCAUGUUUUUCUAGGACUUACAGGGCUUGCAACGGACGUAACUACACUCUCAGAGUCCUUCCGCUACAAGACAAAUCUUUACAAGCUCAAGGAAGACCGUCUCAUAGAACCUGACACUUUCACACAGCUGGUAUCGAGCUCUUUAUAUGAGAAACGAUUUGGACCAUAUUUCACAGGCCCUGUGGUUGCUGGUAUUCAUUCGAAAACGGGCAAGCCAUACAUAGCAGGUUUUGACCUCAUCGGCUGCAUUGACGAGGCAAAGGACUUCGUGGUAAGCGGAACAGCUUCAGACCAGCUGUUUGGCAUGUGUGAGUCGCUGUACGAACCAAAUUUGGAGUCUGAAGAUCUGUUUGAGACCAUAAGUCAGGCGCUACUGAAUGCUGCCGACCGUGACGCCCUAUCGGGCUGGGGUGCGGCGGUCUACAUAAUAAAGAAGGACAAGGUCAUCAAGCGGUACCUCAAAACCAGACAGGACUGA